Eremothecium cymbalariae DBVPG#7215 is the source of this 1758-nucleotide messenger RNA. RefSeq names its product rRNA-processing protein SAS10 (gene SAS10). Bases 1 to 1758 code for a protein of 585 amino acids. Gene Ontology annotation, biological process: maturation of SSU-rRNA from tricistronic rRNA transcript (SSU-rRNA, 5.8S rRNA, LSU-rRNA). The record is from RefSeq and is a predicted model, not a curated record. Lineage: Eukaryota; Fungi; Ascomycota; Saccharomycetes; Saccharomycetales; Saccharomycetaceae. The transcript has a single exon. Gene Ontology annotation, cellular component: small-subunit processome; nucleolus.
AUGAGCAGAAAGAAGCAAGGCAACAAUUUAGGUGUGGAGGCCUCAUAUGGUGUGAACGAGGUUGAUGAAUUUGCUGCUAAACGUGAAAAAGUACUCUUUGAUAAAGCAGGGUUAACAGGGAAGCAAUCAGGUAUUGAUACUAAUAGUGCUGAUUUUGGUUUUGAUGAAGAAGAGGAGAUUAUGGAUAUUUCAGAUGAAUAUUCAGAUGAUAGUGAGGAGUUAGAUGCCGAUGAGGCCUAUAAAAAGGUGUUUGGUAGAAGGCUUGAACAGGACGAAGAUGCCGAGGCAGCCGAACAAGACGAUAUAUUGGAUAAUGAAGAUGCAUGGGGUUCAACCCGAAGCGUAUACUAUGGUGCAGACGAUAUUGAAGAUGAAGAGGAUGCAAAAGAGAUUGAGAAGGAAGCUUUGCGCCAACAGAAGAAGCAUUUGGAGGAGCUUAAUAUGGAUGACUAUUUGGGGGAUGAUGCAGAACAUGACUGGGUGAAAGAAGCCAAAGAAUUUGAUAUGGAUCAGUUUGAAGAAACUAACAAACAGAAAUCGUCUAAUGUAGCAGUUUCGGAUGUUUUAAACAUGGAUGUAGAGGCCAAAGAGAAUUUUUUGCGAACUUCGUUCCCAGAGUUUUUCCCACUGUCAAAAGAAUUUGAAAUACAGUUGGAAAAGCUGCAAUUACUGAAAUCUGAAAAGCCCACAGAAGUUGGUAAUAUUAAAAUAAUGGCAUUAUCCUCGUACCUAGGUGCCAUUUCAGUUUAUUUUGCCAUUUUUUUCCAUGAGUUAAAGAAUAAUGAAAGUUUCAGCACGAUGAAAGAUCAUCCAGUAAUGGAAAGCAUUUUAACUACUAAAGAAGUUUGGAGGCAGGCCCAUACUUUGCCUGAAGAACGCUUCAUAAUAGAAGAUGAACAUCAGGAAUCAGAUAAUGAAGUAUUGGAUAAAGAGCUGGUAGAGUUUGAAUGUGAAGAAUUGGAAGACGAUUUAGAACCCAAAGUGGAUAGCAAUGCAGUCGAAAGUAAUGAGGAGGACGAGGAUGCUGAUAAUCUAUUUGAAAUUGAUGUUUCAAAGACUCGUAUCUCUAAAAAACACAUUAAGAAUCCUUCUGAAGAUGACUUUGAUGACCAUGUAGAAUCUGAAAUAGCAGACGUCGAUGCACAAGAGAAGAGAGCAAGAAAGAAAACGCUACGUUUCUACACCUCUAAGAUUGAUCAACAGGAAACCAAAAAGGUUGAUAAAUUUAAAGGUGACGACGAUAUACCAUACAAAGAGAGAUUGUUUGAAAGGCAGCAAAGGUUACUUGAAGAAGCUCGUAAACGUGGUCUCCAUGAUAAGAAUGGUGCUGAUCUCGGUAAUGAUGAGUAUAACUCUGAAGAUGAAGCCGUUGCCAAGUCUAUCAAUAAAGAAUCCGAAGACGAUUACUAUUCACAAGUUAAAAAAGGUAAAGCGGCUAAAAAAGAAGCUCGUAUGCAAGCUCAUAUGGGCGCUGUGAAAGCAGCAAGAGAAGGUAAGUUAGCUGAACUUGCUGAGGAACUUGGAGACAAUGGUAAACGUGCGAUUAACUACCAAAUCUUGAAGAACAAGGGUUUGACUCCAAAGAGGAAUAAGGAUAAUAGAAACUCACGUGUCAAGAAGAGAAAGAAGUACGAAAAGGCUCAAAAGAAAUUGAAAUCUGUACGUGCAGUUUAUUCUGGCGGCCAGUCUGGAGUUUAUGGAGGUGAAAUGACUGGUAUCAGGAAGAAUCUAACGAAGUCUGUGAAGUUUAAAGGCUAA